UGUAGACUUGACGCCUGCUUUCCAACCUGCUGUGGCUGUGACAGUGGAGUGGAGGCGCAUUUGGAGGAACCACGAAGGCGAGCUCCGUCACUGUGGGUUAAAAUACGACCAGCUUCUGCUCCAGAAACACAUCUCUCAGUGACGGGGAGACAGACGGCGACGGGAGGAGUUUGGCUGGCGACUGUGAGGCGUAAAUGGCCACAAUAUUCCCUACAGAGACGCUGCUGUUUGUGAGACUACCUGUAUAGCAAAUGCGUCCUGUGCAUUUGGACGUUAAUUUUUUAUAAAAACACGUGACGGAGGUUUCUUUCUUUCUUUUUAUUUUAUUUUUCUACAUUUUUGUCAGUUUUUGAUCUCCUUGCUACAGUCAUGGACGACGACAACCAAGUGCCCGAGGACCUGUCGCUAGAGGAGAGAGAUGAGCUGUCGAACAUACGGCGCAGGAAGAAGGAGCUGCUGGAUGAUAUUGAACGGCUGAAGUUUGAAAUCGCAGAAGUGAUGACUGAGAUUGAACAGCUAACCUGUGUGGGCGAGAGCAAAACAACACAAAGAAAUAAACAGAUUGCAAUGGGUAGGAAGAAAUUCAACAUGGAUCCUAAAAAGGGAAUCCAGUUUCUUCUGGAGAAUGAUCUUCUCCAGAACACCCCAGAAGACAUAGCGCAGUUCCUUUACAAAGGCGAAGGGCUGAACAAAACGGUCAUCGGGGACUACUUAGGGGAAAGGGACGACUUUAACAUCAAGGUGCUUCAGGCGUUUGUGGAGCUUCAUGAGUUUGCAGACCUCAACCUCGUUCAAGCCUUAAGGCAGUUUCUGUGGAGCUUCAGACUUCCUGGAGAAGCCCAGAAGAUUGAUCGUAUGAUGGAGGCGUUUGCCUCCAGGUACUGCCAGUGCAAUCCUGGCGUCUUCCAGUCCACAGAUACCUGCUACGUUCUGUCUUUUGCCAUCAUUAUGCUGAACACCAGCCUUCACAAUCCCAACGUCAGAGACAAACCCCCAGUGGAGCGCUUCAUCUCCAUGAACAGAGGGAUCAAUGAGGGGGGGGACCUCCCAGAGGACCUACUCAGGAAUCUAUACGACAGCAUCAAGAGCGAACCCUUUAAGAUCCCAGAGGACGACGGGAACGACCUGACUCAUACGUUCUUCAACCCAGACAGAGAAGGCUGGCUGCUUAAAUUAGGAGGCCGCGUAAAAACCUGGAAGAGGAGGUGGUUCAUCCUGACCGACAACUGCCUCUACUACUUUGAGUACACGACUGACAAAGAGCCUCGCGGGAUCAUCCCACUGGAGAAUCUCAGCAUCAGGGAGGUGGAUGAGCCCAGAAAACCUAACUGUUUUGAGCUGUACAAUCCAAAUCACAAAGGCCAGGUGAUCAAAGCCUGCAAGACGGAAGCAGACGGGCGGGUUGUCGAGGGCAACCAUGUGGUGUACAGGAUAUCAGCUCCUACAGCUGAGGAGAAGGAAGAGUGGAUUAAAUCCAUCAAGGCCAGCAUCAGCAGGGACCCCUUUUACGACAUGCUCGCAACCAGGAAGAGGCGAAUCGCCAACAAGAAGUGACCAGAGACAAUCCUGCCGACCUCCAUCUCUCCUCUUAUCAACUUAAACUUUAUGCUGGAAAGCUGGCUCUUUAGCCCUAAAAAUGUGUGUUUUGUCCCAAAAAAUUAUGUGCACACGUCUGACGGGACAUCAAAACUCCAGGAUUUUAGGGAAAUUUGGCCCAUCGGACUUGCUUCUGAUCCCUCAUCAUGCUCAUCCCACCUCCCUACUCAUCGUCUUAACAUGUUUUUGUAUUUCUCUGAAGGACAACCGUUAUAUUUCAGGUGCACAUGCAUGCAUGUGGGUUACUAUAGAGCAGUUUGUGUUUGUUUGUGAGUGUGUGUGUGAGUGCAUGCCGUCGCCAUCUUUAGUAUGGUUGCAUAAGGGAUGCAGGUGUUCCUUUCACUGUGCUUUAUGAAAACACGUUUGGAAUCAGAUGACGCUGGGCAGGCAGGACGAGGAGACAGAUGGACACGUGUGAUGGAUGGUGCUGGGGGAGAAUGCAGCCUGACCCCAGCUGGAUCGUGUCAUCCUCUCACUCUGGUGCUGAAUUCUUCUGCCCUGGUGCCCUGCUCAGAGUAACCUCAGAAAAAGCUGGCUCACUUGGGAUUAUGGUGUUAAAUCAGCUGGGCUGAUUUCACCGAUUUGUGAGGAGGGGAGACUUUUGAAAUGUAAGUUUUUGUAUUUUAGUUGCAUAGAAAAUCGUUCUUUUGCCAAGAAUUUAGGGUUCUUGAAAGGUUUAGAACUGGAUAAUUCCAAAAAAUGUUCGUAUUUACCAAAUUUUUACAUAGCACAACCGCUCUGCUUUAUAAAAAAAUAUAAAUGAUCAUUUUAAAGCUUAAUUAAUUAUGUUUUUUUAUCAAUUGAAAUAUAGUCCCUCAUAAACAGUCAGUGCCAGCUUUAAUCUGUUAGGAUUUCACAAUAAAACAUUAAGUUAAGGCUAAGCUUGCAGCUUUUAUUUUGAAAAUGCACACUGAAAGUCAUUCAUUUAUGAAUCUUCACUUUUAAGUCAUCAUCAUUUGUCAGCUCAAAUCUUGAAAUACUGCACUAUUCAGAAUAUGAUGCAUAUUUUUUGUGGAUCUUUAAUUUAUAUGAAGACAGAAGAACAGAAAAUAUAAAUUUCAGCUUUAGAUGUGACAAAAACAAUAUUUUUCUGUUUCAGAAAAACAGAAGGAUUUAUGAUCAUAACUCUAAAAGCACUUUCAUUUGACUUGUAUUUCGUUUCAAAAGGUGGGGUUGAUUUAAAAGCAGUGGCUCAAAAGGUACCAGUCAAACUAAGCUUUUUCUUUUCUCUUUUCUUAUAGCGUCUUUGCCUGUUUGUGCAGGUUGUUGUGUAGUUGUGAUCCUGUUUGCAUUCAGUUUGUAAUAAUUCUUGCUUGCUUUUAUGUUCCAAUUUAAGAAUUUCUGUACAAAUAAUCUUUUGGGGUCUUUUUUUUUUUUGUAUUUAUUUUUAUUCGUGAAAUGGUUUUAAAACUACCUGUAAACGUUACACAACGUAUGCUUAAGUUAUGCAUGUAGAAAUACCGUGUGGUUGUUGUAGUAUGCACAUUCUGUGUAACAAGUUUGGGGUCUUGUUUGCAAAAGCCUUAAACAAAGUCAUCAGAAGCUACGGGAUGUUGAUUAGGAUGAAGACAUUAUUGCUGCAUAACUGUGACAAAGCUGUUAAAAAAAGCCAUGACUGAUGAGCAGGACAAGCUUGUGUUUUAUGAUGAAGCUAUAAUGAAUAUGUUUGAUGUUAAUAACUAAAGGAAUAUCAGCGAUGAUGAAAAAUAGAAUUGAUAAUGUCAAAAAAUACCAAUAGUUUUCUACGUGAUUGUAAAUGAACCAGAAAGCCUUGUGGUCAGGGCACAAAUAUUAUCUUCUAUUGCCUUGUCAGGGCGUGUAGUUGCAUUAACUUUUAUAUUCUCUGUAAAAAAAAAAAUGUAAUGGUUACAUUGUACAUUAUGUGUAUCUACAUAAAGUAUACAUAAAGCUUAA
This is a messenger RNA of Oryzias melastigma (Indian medaka), 3510 nucleotides long. RefSeq names its product cytohesin-3. The transcript has 13 exons. Bases 370 to 1554 code for a protein of 394 amino acids. Gene Ontology annotation, biological process: regulation of ARF protein signal transduction. Gene Ontology annotation, molecular function: guanyl-nucleotide exchange factor activity. NCBI's taxonomy places the organism in Eukaryota, Metazoa, Chordata, Actinopteri, Beloniformes, Adrianichthyidae. The record is from RefSeq and is a predicted model, not a curated record.